Molecule: messenger RNA, 4734 nt
Organism: Anopheles coluzzii
Lineage: Eukaryota; Metazoa; Arthropoda; Insecta; Diptera; Culicidae
Exons: 1
Coding region: 225-4550 (1441 amino acids)
Biological process (GO): DNA integration
Molecular function (GO): nucleic acid binding
Source: RefSeq, a predicted model, not a curated record
UUGGAUCCCAGUUACCACUGGGAUAAUGGAACACAUAGCAACACUUAGAAAGCAUAGCAACCAUGCGGUAUAAAAGGAGCUGAUAGCUCAUCACCGCUCUUACUCUGAAGUUGAUUUUCAAAUACAAAACUUUAACUUGAACCUGUGUGUAAUAGUCCGAGUAGUUCGGACAUAUCAAUUUGGCGACGAGGAUUUUGAAAUUUUGAAGCACAACGAAAGAAGCGAUGGCAGAACUACAGCAAGCAAUCCUUUUGAUGACGGAACUCCUGCAGAAGCUGGCACAGCCGAACAAUACGGAGCAAACUCUCGAAUCCUUGGCAACCAACAUCAGUGAAUUUUCGUUCGACCCGGAAAAUGGAAUCACUUUCGAAAAGUGGUACAGCCGGUAUACGGAUCUUUUCGAAUCGGAUGCCAAGAAUUUAGACGAUUCCGCCAAGGUACGCCUGCUGUUGAGGAAGUUGGACACACCAUCCCACGUCAGGUACGUCAACUUCAUCUUGCCGAAGCUUCCCAAAGACGUCGAUUUUGCUGGCACCGUCAAGAUACUAUCGCAAAUGUUCGGCACACACACCUCCAUUUUUAACAAGCGGUACCAGUGCCUCCAGCUAGAAAAAUCUGAAGCGGAGGACAUCAUUAGCUACGCAGGGAAGGUGAAUCGUUCAUGCGAAGAUUUCGACUUCAAAAAUAUGAACAUCGAUCAGUUCAAGUGCUUGGUGUUUGUGAGUGGCCUUAAGGGUCAUGCCUACGCCGACACGCGACCAAGGCUUCUUUCCCGGAUUGAAUGUGAAACAGCAGAAGCUCCCGUGAAUCUUCAGACCUUGAUUAACGAAUAUCAACGACUCGUUAAUCUCAAGGAGGACACAUCGAUGAUUGAGCGCCAGUCAAGCUCGAAACAAGCGGUUCACGUUGUCCAGGAGAAGGGAAGUUUUCAUCAUCCACACACUUCAAAACCGGAAGGUAAGCUGCCUCGCACCCCUUGUUGGCAAUGCGGACAAAUGCAUUUUGUCCGGAACUGUCCGUUUUCGGAGCACCAGUGCAAACAGUGCAACCGAAUUGGCCACAAGGAAGGCUAUUGCGGCUGUUAUUCCAAACGGCAGACAGUUCCAGGCGGAGGGGAAAAGAAAACAUCGAAUCAGUCACCAUCGAAUCAGCCAUCAAAUCAGCAAACGAAUCAGCCAGCAAAUAGACAAAACAACCCUCGGAAAGUCAACGCUAGAGGAGUAUACAUCGUGAACCACAUCGCUAACCAUUCCAGCAACCGAAAGUACGUGCCUACUUUGAUCAACGGCGUGGCUACCAGGCUCCAACUGGACACAGCAAGCGAUAUCACGGUGAUAUCAAAGCAAACCUGGAACAACUUGGGUAACCCUUCAAUCAUCAAACCGACGAUCCAAGCAAUCAACGCGUCGGGCAAACCACUUCAUCUGAUGGGUGAGUUCCAGUGCGACGUCAGCAUCAACGGAAAAACUGCUCGAGGCAGAUGUUUCGUCACGACGACUGCCAACCUCAACCUUCUCGGCAUCGACUGGAUUGACCUGUUCAAGCUGUGGUCAGUUCCUCUCGACUCCGUUUGCAAUCAAGUAACGACGAAGUCGAUCGAUCAGCAGAUUAGUGAAUUUCGAGCAAAGCAUGCAAAUGUUUUCAAUGAUUCACUGGGACACUGCAGGAAAUUGAAGGUAAAGCUUUUUCUCAAACCAAAUGCUAAACCUAUUUUCUGUCCAAAGCGCCCAGUUCCUUUCAACACCAUUCCAUUGGUCGAUGCUGCACUCACACGGUUACAAUCAUUGGGCAUCCUCAAACCUGUCGAUUUCUCCGAAUGGGCUGCUCCCAUCGUGGCAGUGCGCAAACCUAACGGUCGAGUGCGCAUAUGUGCAGACUACUCGACGGGGCUAAACGAGGCGUUGGAACCAAAUCACUAUCCGCUUCCGACGCCGGAGGAAAUUUUCGCCCAACUCAACGGCAGCACCGUUUUCAGCAUCGUCGAUCUUUCUGAUGCGUAUCUGCAGCUUGAGGUGGAUGACGACUCCAAGAAGCUGCUCACAAUCAACACGCAUCGGGGAUUGUUCCGGUUCAAUCGCCUGGCUCCCGGAGUGAAAUCUGCGCCGGGCGUAUUCCAACGUGUGGUGGAUGGAAUGAUAGCAGACAUACCUGGUGUCCGCUCUUUCAUCGAUGAUGUCAUCGUGUUUGGAAAGGACAUCAGCUCACACGCAACGUCACUCAACCUACUCUUCCAGCGGCUCAAAGAGUAUGGUUUUCACGUGAAGGCUGAGAAGUGUCAUUUCUUUCAAUCACAACUCGGCUAUUUGGGGCACAUUGUGGACAAACAAGGCAUUCGUCCAGACCCCGAGAAAGUGAAGGCUAUCGCUGCACUCCCACCGCCAACCAACGUUCCCGAGCUUCGAUCGUACCUGGGUGCGGUCAACUUCUACGGUAGGUUCGUGCGCAACAUUCACGAAUUGCGGCAUCCAAUGGACCAGCUGUUGAAGAAGGACGUGAAAUGGCAGUGGACAUCGGCAUGCCAACAGGCUUUCGACCAGUUCAAAAGGACGCUUCAAUCAAACCUGCUGCUAAUGCAUUACGACCCUAAGCUUCCAAUCAUCGUGGCUGCGGAUGCAUCAAGCACAGGCAUCGGGGCAGUCAUCUUUCACCAGUUCUCUGAUGGCAGCAUGAAGGCAGUACAACACGCUUCGAGGACGCUCGCACCCGCGGAGCGUAAUUAUGGACAACCAGAGAAGGAAGCGCUUGCGUUGGUCUAUGCAGUGACCAAAUUCCACAAGUAUUUGUUGGGACGCCAUUUCACACUGCUGACUGACCACAAGCCACUACUUUCCAUCUUCGGUUCUAAGAAGGGGAUUCCCCUACACACUGCGAACCGACUACAACGGUGGGCUCUCACGAUGCUGAAUUACGACUUCGAGAUUCAGCAUGUAUCCACCAACGAAUUCGGAUGUGCAGAUCUGUUGUCCCGACUGAUCGACCAGACCAUCCAACCCGAAGAAGAAUACGUUAUCGCUGCGCUGAGCCUUGAGGAAGAUUUGGUAAGCAUUCUUGCUGACACAACAGAAAAGGUUCCUGUUUCAUUCGCAGCAUUGCAAAAGGCUACAACAACCGACGCCACACUCCAAUCUGUUGCUCAACACAUACGCGACGGAUGGCCCAGCUGCUCCAAGAACCUUUCCGCUGCAGUUCAACCGUAUUUUCUACGACGGGAAUCGCUCAGCAUGAUUGACGGAUGUGUCAUGUUCGGCAACAGAGUCAUCGUUCCGGCCCAGUUUCGACGAAGGAUCCUGCAACAGUUUCAUCGAGGCCAUCCGGAAAUUGUUCGGAUGAAGGCAAUUGCACGAAGCUUUGUGUACUGGCCUGGCAUCGAUAACGAAAUUGAGGAUUUCGUAAAACGCUGCAAUCCAUGUUCGACUGCUGGCAAGACUCCCACCAAGACCACGUUGGAAUCUUGGCCAGUACCUACCAAACCAUGGUCGAGGAUCCAUAUCGACUACGCAGGUCCGGUAGAUGGAGUUUACUUCCUGAUCAUAGCGGAUCCCUACUCCAAGUGGCCUGAGGUAUACAUGACCAAAACAACAACAGCGAAAGCCACGAUCAAAUUGCUGAAGCAAUCAUUCGCAACAUUCGGAGUUCCGGAAGUAAUCGUUUCGGACAACGGCACCCAGUUUUCAAGCCACGAAUUCCUGACGUUCUGCACUAGUGAAGGUAUUCGACACAUUCGAAUUGCUCCAUACCAUCCACAAUCUAACGGUCUUGCUGAAAGAUUUGUGGACACGUUGAAAAGAAGCCUUCGAAAAAUUCGUUCGGGGGGAGAGACGCUCGAAGAAGCUCUAGUCACUUUCUUACAAGUGUACCGCUCCACUCCUUCCAGUGAUCUGGGUGGAAAAUCCCCGGCUGAAUUGAUGUUCAACAGACCUCUUCGUACUGUUUCCGCAUUGCUACGGCCAACCACAAGUGAAGAUGGUCACACAGUGCGAAGAGAUAGAACAUUGCAGAACGAUGCGUUCAACCGCAAGCACGGGGCUGUCAAGAGAAGUUUUCAGCACGGAGAAUCGGUUUACGUAAAGGUUCAUCAAGCAAAUUCUUGGCAAUGGAAACCUGGCACCAUAAUUGAAAAGAUCGGUUCUGUCAACUACAACAUUUUCCUUGAGGAUCAACAACGACUGAUAAGAUCGCAUGCCAACCAGCUCAAGUCGCGCUUCACCGAAACCAGCCAACAUACCGAUCAGUCUACUCCACUAUCUAUCUUUUUCGACAAUUUCGGCCUACAAUUUCCUGUUGAAGUACCAUCAACCGAAAUUUAUGCAGAUGUUUAUUCAGAGGAUGAAGAAGCAGUAGCCGUCAGCCAGAGCAGCUCCUUCUUAACAGAAGAUAUUUCAGAAGAUGAACACGAAAACAGCGACGGUUCAAUGGUCGAACCAGUAGACAACGAACAAACUCCUAUACCAGUAGAACUAAGCGAACAGGCAACAUCCACAAUGGACAGACCGCGACGAACAAUCCAACUUCCUGCUCGCUUCAAGCCCUAUUGGAUGUUCAAACCUUAAGGGGGGAAAUGUUGGAUCCCAGUUACCACUGGGAUAAUGGAACACAUAGCAACACUUAGAAAGCAUAGCAACCAUGCGGUAUAAAAGGAGCUGAUAGCUCAUCACCGCUCUUACUCUGAAGUUGAUUUUCAAAUACAAAACUUUAACUUGAACCUGUGUGUAAUAGUCCGAGUAGUUCGGACAU